Molecule: messenger RNA, 1212 nt
Organism: Nematocida minor
Lineage: Eukaryota; Fungi; Microsporidia
Product: prolyl 3-hydroxylase /prolyl 3,4-dihydroxylase
Exons: 1
Coding region: 1-1212 (403 amino acids)
Biological process (GO): regulation of translational termination; peptidyl-proline hydroxylation
Cellular component (GO): cytoplasm
Molecular function (GO): iron ion binding; peptidyl-proline dioxygenase activity; L-ascorbic acid binding
Source: RefSeq, a predicted model, not a curated record
AUGCCGCAUAUGCAGACCCAGGAGAAAACAAAUGAAGGGGCUGCGUACUCCACUACUCCUUUCUACCACAGAGUAGUAGACGGGUUUCUGCCCCAGGAAGUCCUCAGCUCUGUGCUGGAGAUGUACAAAGAAAGCGAGUUCUACGAGAAACACUCAGACUUGUUUCACUUCUACCAAACGAACGAAUUAAAAAACGAAAAACGGUAUCAGCCUUUUCUCAAUAUGGUAAAAAAUGAAAUGAAAAAAGACCUCCAGAACAUAAACAAGGAGGUGCACAGCCCAGAAAUGGAUUUAUUUGCCUCCUUCUAUGCCCCCGGGCACUUUCUCCUGCCCCAUGACGACUGUGUGAGCCAGCGUGUUUUGGCGUUUUCCUUUUAUCUGAACAGCACAGAGGAUGAAAAUAGCGCAGCAAACAGCAGCGCAUCUCCCUCUGAGGCUCUCCAGAGCGCAGCAGAAAACAAAGAAAAUUCUGAGACAUGCUGCAAGAAAAAUGGAAAACUUGUUCUGUAUGCACAGGACGGAAAAACAGUUGCCAAAAGAAUCGCAACAGCUGCUAACAGACUCGUGAUCUUUGAAGUGUCUGGAAAGUCCUACCACGAGGUAGAAAUGAUGACCGCAGGGCGCAGAUCAGCAUUUACAGGAUGGAUGCGGUCAAAAGAGCACAGACCAAAGAGCAUAGAGCUGAGCUACCACAGGAAUCGAUACUGGUUCUUCCACAUGGAGUACAUGAUAAAUGUUGACCUUAAAAAUGCUCCUGUUCUCUCUUCUAUGGACGAAUGCAACACCAGUGAGUACAUACAAAAAACAAAAGAGGUGCUAGAAGGCUUGGAGUGGAAAAGAAGGCUAAACUGCAUAUACGGCUCGAUUGACGAGCCCGAAGAAGACGAAGGAGGCCUGACUGAGAUAGCGCUAAAUGUAACAGCUGUAACAGGAAAGACAGUAGACAGCAUGGUGGGAAGGAUAAACAAGGAGAGCUAUCUUCUGCUAAAUGACCCUUUUAACACAAAAUCCGACUUUCUGGUUGUCUUGUCUCUGUACAAUGGGGAUAUAAAUAUAGUCAAUCCAGAAGGCGAUCUGGUUGGCAGCAUCAAAAAGCCUGGAUACUACAUCUGGCCUGCCCCCGGGGCUUUAUUUAUUCCUCCCAGCGAGAGCGAAGGAUACAUCGUAGCAUACCGAAUGAACGCGCUUCCAGACAGUAAGACAGUUGAAUAG